AUGGCUUCGUCAGAAGAGUACCCCAAAACCUCAGCCAACAAGCUCGGUAGACUGGCAAAUAGAGGUUCCUACGACUACACCACAAUCCACACCCUCAUAAACGCAUGUCCAAUCCUCCACGUCUCCUUCAAUGACCCCACCCACCCCUUCCCAGUCGUCCUCCCCAUGCUCGGCUGCACCGGCUCCUUUCCCCCCAAUACCUCAUCUGCCUCCUCCUCUUCCCCACCCGACCCCAGUACACCCCAAGACCUCUACAUCCACGGCUACAUGUCAGGUCGCAUCUUUAAAACUUCCUCUUCAUCCACCUUGCCCGGCCUCCCCAUCACCGUCGCAGCCAGUUUUCUCGACGGCCUAGUACUCAGCCUAGCGCCCUUCCACAACAGUUGUAACUACCGGUCUGCGGUUGUGUACGGGUAUGCAGAAUUGGUGCAAGAUGAAGCCGAGGCGCUGUAUGCGAUGACGCUUAUUACGGAUAAUAUGUUGCCGGAGCGGUGGGCGAGGAGUAGGAGUCCACCGACCAAGGCGGAGUUGGCGUCGACGGCGAUUUUGAGGGUGAGGAUUGAGAGUGCCUCAGCCAAGGUUCGUGUUGGAGGCCCAAGCGAAGACCGUGAUGAUUUAAAGAACGCGGAGCUUGUGAAGGAUACUUGGACAGGUGUAGUGCCUUAUUGGGGUACGUGGGGCGAACCGAUCCCUGGAAAGGAAAACGGAUGUCCCGAUGUCGAGGAGUAUAUUGAGGAGUGGAGGGUAGGGGAGACGGGUAAGGCAAGGCAGUAUGCAUUUGCAGCUGUAGAGAUGGAGGGGAAGAAGAAGAGCUAG
Pyrenophora tritici-repentis Pt-1C-BFP is the source of this 816-nucleotide messenger RNA. Its product is annotated as Pyridox-ox-2 multi-domain protein. The record is from RefSeq and is a predicted model, not a curated record. Lineage: Eukaryota; Fungi; Ascomycota; Dothideomycetes; Pleosporales; Pleosporaceae.